AUGGCAUCAGAUUCUGAAGGCAUGGGCAUGUCCCUACUGCCGCAAGAGAUCUUCUGGAUGAUUUUGAAUCAUCUGGGUCCCAAGGAUAUCAUCCGUUGCCGUCGAGUCUCCAAGGCCUGGAACACGGCCUUUCGAAGCGCAGCCAACCUGACCCCGCGGUUGAAGAAACUCUUCCCUUUGGCCAGAGAGGUGCGAGAACUGGAGCUCAAUCACAAUGCUGGCAUUGAUAUGGCAGACGAUGAUGAUCACGCGUGUACGCUCUUCGAUCAGGUCGCCUCGAGGUACGACCACCUCAGCCGCGCAAAGCCCAAGUCGAUCCACAGAUACAAGCUCUGCGAUGACUUUGGCCUCUCAGGCGAGAGGGAGUGGUUUCCCGUCCAGCCCUGGGAGAAUCACGCCAGCCAUCUUAUGCAGCGGGUAGAUCGUACCUUCGACGAGACAUUCUGGUCUUACGAAGAUGGGCUCGUGGUGUACCCCAGUGCGGAUCAUUCAUGCCUCGUUCUGAUGGACUUUGAUACCGACAGACGAUUCAUGGUCCCCUUCAUCAUCACCGGAAAAGUAAUUCGCAGAAUUCGUCUACAGAAGAGGGUUCUUGUCGUCGAAUGGGCAGAGCCGAAGGCCUUCCACUGGCUCAAUGACAGCGACGGUGUCCAUCGGCACUUCGCUUCCUCAUUCGAUGUCACUAAAGCAACCAGUGGCUGGAGUGUGACAUUCCGGAAUGAAUGGAAGAUCAUGUUCCUGGGCCAUCCUCUCAGCGAGCGAGAUCGAUUCUACUCCACACACAGCCAGACACACUACGCCAUCUACAUCUGGCAGCCGAACCGCAGCCUCUACACCGCAGACGACGAUGCACCAAUCGAGUCAUUGUCAGUCUGGGACAUCUCCAAGCCAUCCUCCUAUCGCCCUUCUCUUGACCCCACAGGUCGCCUGCGAGUAGACUCGGAAGACCAAGGCCCAGCCAUAGUCUCUCGCUUCGGCUUCCGAGAACUCGGCUUCUACUCCGUUCGACAGCGAGGCCUCCCAGCCGUGCAAUCCCUCAACAUCACCGACGACGACCAGUCUCUCGAAAUCGUCGAAGCCGAAUGCACCGGCCCCAUGAGCACCCUCGUUGGCCCCGCCGCAUGGACAUCCGAGGUCCAAGUCACCACCAUCCCCUUAAUCGGCGAGGGACCCUGCUGGCGCCGAGACGUCGACUUCGCACUCCCUCCCUAUCGCGGAAACUGUAGCUUACAGACAACCCCUAUCACAUUUGCCGUCUGCGACGAACGCUGGUACGCCAUCAUCUCCGAAACCUAUGAUGACAAAGCCCAGGUAGGAUUCUGUCUGCAUCUGAGUCCGAGAUUAUGGCCCUUUGAUUUAAACAUGUUCUUGACCAUCCGUACACCGUCGUCGUUUAUCUCGCUGAAACAGAUGAAUAUCUAUGAGCUCACCGGGAAGGGGAAGAUCUGUGGGAAUGAAAACUACAUCAUUGGCGAGAAUGCCAAUCAUGAACUUAUUGUCUAUAGAUUCGAUCGAUGA
This is a messenger RNA of Aspergillus ibericus CBS 121593, 1518 nucleotides long. RefSeq names its product F-box protein. Lineage: Eukaryota; Fungi; Ascomycota; Eurotiomycetes; Eurotiales; Aspergillaceae. Gene Ontology annotation, molecular function: protein binding. The transcript has a single exon. Bases 1 to 1518 code for a protein of 505 amino acids. The record is from RefSeq and is a predicted model, not a curated record.